AUGUUUCGCACAAUGAGGAAGCUUUGUGAAAAGCAUGUCGUACUACCGCGAGCAUCCCUACUUUCUCCUCAUGAGCUCAUCGUGGAAGAUGAACAUCCCAUCGACCGGGGCGGCUUUGGUGAAAUACGCCGUGGACAGUGGCAAAGUGGUGGAAGCAUAGUUCGUGUAGCUUUCAAAUCCUUCACCUUUGCACAGAAUGAGGACCUGCAACAACAGAUCUACAAGGAAGCCAUUCAAUGGCGACAUCUCCAUCAUCCGAACGUUGUGCCAUUUUUCGGUGUCUGUGACAUGCCGCGGCCACUCCGAUUGUGCAUCGUGAGCCACUGGAUGGAGAACGGUAGCAUCAUGGACUUCUUGCGACAGAACACUAGCGCAGACCGGCUACCGUUGUUGGUCGGGAUUGCGACAGGGCUUGAAUAUCUCCACUCAAAGGACAUUGUUCAUGGCGAUCUCAAGGGAGCAAACAUUCUAAUUGACGACAAUGGGGUCCCGCGUCUGGCCGACUUUGGUCUAGCGACUGUAGUGUACCGCAUGCAGACAGUCAAUACUGCUUCCGAGUCGCACAGAGGUGGCACUUACCGUUGGAUGGCACCGGAACUUUUCGACCCCGAGAAAUUCGGCUUGCCACAUGUACGGCCGUCCAAGGAAAGCGACGUCUACGGGCUUGCCAUGGUGAUGUGGGAGGUCUACACAGGCCGCAUCCCAUUCCACAUGUGUCGCAAUGAGUGGCAAGUGGUUUACAAGAUCAUGUCUGGCAAACGACCCACUCGUUCUGAGGAUACUAUGCUGCCGGUUAUCCAGGACCGCAUCUGGAUCCUCAUGGAGGAAUGUUGGGAUGCAUGUCCAGGAAAUCGUCCGAAUGUCCGUGACGUACUCGGUCGCUUGGGCGCCGAAGACGACAUGCACGGCAUCACAGUGACGGAGCAAAAUCGGGUAUCUCCUCACAUGAGGACAACAAGCGAGCAUAGUAGCGUUGACAUGCAAACUCUAAACAUUCGUGAGGAUUCGGGCAGCUGCAUCAAUGUCCACUUGGAGAUGAAACACGUGGAGUGUCAUCUCAGAAUAACCGCGCGCUUUUUUUUUUUUUUUUCCCGAACUGUCAUGAUCGGUAGAAUCUGA
Laetiporus sulphureus 93-53 is the source of this 1119-nucleotide messenger RNA. Its product is annotated as kinase-like protein. Gene Ontology annotation, molecular function: protein kinase activity; ATP binding. Lineage: Eukaryota; Fungi; Basidiomycota; Agaricomycetes; Polyporales; Laetiporaceae. The record is from RefSeq and is a predicted model, not a curated record. Bases 1 to 1119 code for a protein of 372 amino acids. Gene Ontology annotation, biological process: protein phosphorylation. The transcript has 5 exons.